AUAACCUCACAAUUUGUUUUCCACUUUUCUCAUUCAAUUUUUGUGGAAAUAUUGUGCAAAUUUUCUUUCUAUUCUAAAUCAAGACCAUCCAGCAUGAAUUCCGAAGAAGCCAUCAAUGCUGCAGACCUUUUAUUAAGAGAACCAACAACUGCCAAGAUAAGUGUUACUAAAGAUCUUCCAAAGCCAGCCAUAGUAAAGCAAGAGCUACAAUUUCUCAGGUUAACGGACCCAAUACAAGAACAAAUAUUAGACACUUUGAAAUACAUCCAUGGAAGUGAUUUUAAACUAAACAGUAUUUACGACUACAAUGACACCAAAUCAAACCUCCUAAAAAAAUACUGGGUAGGACGAGGUAGUCUUGUAGUCAAAGGCGGCUGUGAUUAUUCUCAAAUUAAAGACAGUUCUUCGGAAGAAGUGGAACGUUUAAAGUUGUUUGCUAUAAUGCGGCUUCAAAGUUACGGGUUUCACGAGAGUCACUGCCUGGAAGCUUUCACCUACUGCCAAAAUUCCGUCGAAGAUGCGCUGCACCUUUUGUAUUUUAAAUAUUUGAAAAUUAAAGACCACAUAGCUGUGGAUCACGGGUUGAGUGAGGCGGAGCUUUUAGAUAUGAGGGUGGAUGAAAAAAGCUCUUUAGAAUCAAUUUAUGAGAAUAGUUUCAAGGCAAAAGCUGAGGGUGUUUGGAUAGUUACUUUACAAGCAGAUUAUUUAUUUAAUAUGUUUCACCAUAAAGAACCAAAAAAGGUUGUGAGUGAGAAAAAAGGCAAACAAAAGUGUAAAAAUUUUAUAAUGGGCAUUCCGUGUAAGUUUGGCAAUAAAUGCCGCUUUUCACAUGAAGCUGACAUAGUUGAAAAAAACGUUAAUAAUCACUUAGACUCGCAUUUAUUUGAAUUAGAAUUCCGUUUUCCAAAAACCUCCAAAUACCCUUAUGAAGCCCCAAUUAUAUUUUUAAAAUCCAACGUUUGUCUUCCACCCUUAAUGCCUUUGCACAUCUGCAAACGAUUAUAUCAGGAAGCUGAAUCUUUGGCUCUAGAUGGCAUUCCCAGUGUUUACACUGUAACUGAAUUAUUCAAAAAUGAAGAUGACAUCAAGGAGCUAUUAAAAAGUGAUAUAGAAUUUCUAGACCCUAGACAAAAAUUAUUCUCCAAUGAAAAAAUCAUAUUGGAAUCUAGGAAAGCUAGGCCGAAACAUUAUAGAAAAGGCGCUACGAAUAGGGACAAUAAAAGGCAACUGACUUUAGAAGAGAUUGUCAAAGAAGAUAGGAAAAUAAUCAAAGAUUUCGAACAGAAAAGUACAAACCCAAAAUACAACCAGAUGGUGGCUGCGAGGAAAAAACUGCCCGCGUGGACCCUCAAACAUGACAUCUUAAACUCCAUAAAACAGUCCCAAGUGGUGGUUAUUAGUGGAGAGACUGGGUGCGGUAAGAGUACGCAAGUACCUCAGUUUAUUCUCGACGAAUGGAUAGGUAAUUACAAUAACGAACAUUUGGAAAUUGUUUGUACACAACCUAGGCGAAUUUCGGCCAUUGGAGUUGCGGAAAGGGUAGCAGACGAAAGAGCAGAACGUAUAGGUUUGACUGUGGGCUACCAAAUAAGAUUGGAAAGCAAAAUUUCGUCAAGCACCAGACUCACUUUUUGCACUACUGGUAUUUUAUUGCGUAGAUUAGAAGGUGAACCAACACUGCCAAAUGUUACUCACAUUAUCGUUGAUGAAGUGCACGAAAGAAGCGAAGAAAGCGAUUUUCUUCUAUUAAUACUCAAAGACCUUCUACCUCUCCGUCCCGACUUAAAAGUAAUCCUCAUGAGUGCCACGUUGAACGCGACUUUAUUUUCAACCUAUUUUGGAGAAAUUCCUUUGAUUGAUAUACCAGGCAGAACGUUUCCUGUGGAACAGUAUUUUUUGGAAGAUAUUUUAGAAGAAACUGGCUAUGUUUUGGAGGACGGUUCUGAGUAUUGUAGAAAAAUUAAUAAUGACUCGGAAUAUAUCGAGGCCAUGAUGGCCGAACACGAAUUGGGCGCCAAUAAACCAAAAGAUAAUAUUAAAGAUGAAAAUUUGAAUGUACAACAAGUUGUUGCAAGAUAUGAAAAUUUUAGCUUAAAAACGUGCAAAAAUCUCUUUUUAAUGGACCCAGACAAAAUCAACAACGACUUAAUCGAAAACGUCCUUGUGUGGAUUGUAAGAGGCAAUCACAACUACCCAAAAACGACCGGGACAAUUUUAAUUUUCCUUCCCGGUAUCGGCGAAAUUACUGCUCUAUACGACCAAUUAGUUGUACAUGAAGAAUUCGGUAAACGCAAAGGAAAAUACUUGAUUCUACCCUUGCACUCUUCAUUGACCAGUGAAGAACAAGCAGCGAUUUUUGUGAAACCCAAAAAUGGUCAAAGAAAAAUCGUAAUUUCGACAAAUAUUGCGGAAACUUCUGUGACAAUAGACGAUUGCGUUUUCGUAAUUGAUUCGGGAAAAAUGAAGGAAAAGCAUUUUGAUUCCAAUAGGAACAUGGAGAGCUUAGAAACUGUUUGGGUGACUCAAGCCAAUGCCAUGCAAAGAAAAGGCAGAGCGGGUAGAGUGAGGUCAGGAAUUUGUGUGCAUUUGUACACUGGGCAUAGGUUUAAACAUCAAUUUUUGAAGCAACCUAUUCCAGAGUUGCACAGAAUACCUUUGGAGCAAUUGAUUUUGAAUAUCAAAGUUUUACCUGGGUUUUAUGACAAAGAAAUUGGCGAUGUUUUAGGCUCCUUCAUUGAACCUCCAAUUUUAGAAAACGUCUUCUCAGCCAUAAGAAGAUUGGAAAGUGUAGGGGCCUUAGACAAAGACGAUAAUCUAACUCCGCUUGGUCACCACUUGGCCGCUCUACCUGUAGACGUACGAAUAGGCAAAUUAAUGCUAUACGGAGCUAUUUUUGGUUGCUUAGACGCUGCUUUGACGAUGGCUGCUUGCCUGAGCUACAAAAACCCGUUCGUAUCUCCUUUUGGCAAACGCGACGAAGCCAAUAAGAAAAAACAAACAUUCUCUGCAGGAUUCAGUGAUCAGGUUACAGUUUUGAUGGCUUACAAGAAAUAUUUGACGAUGAACCAAAAAAGCGCUGCGGCGGCGAGGAAUUUUGCCAACGAAAAUUUCUUGUCCUACAGAACAAUGCAAACAAUAGCGGACAUAAAAUAUCAAUUUUUGGAGUUUCUGGUUGAUAUUGGGUUUGUGCCAAUUAAUUUGAGCGGCAAAAGGCGACGCACCGGACAGGAUAUUGUUAUGGACGUUACUGGAUCUGAGUUGAAUGUUAACGGUGAGAACUUGAGACUAUUAGCAUCAGUACUUUGCGCCGCCCUGUAUCCGAACAUCGUGAAAAUUCUGACGCCCUCGAAAACCUUUAUACAGAGUUCGGUUGGAGCGGUGCCAAAGGAAAACGAGGCCAAAGACAUCAAGUUUGCCACUCCCAAGGAAAUGGUUUUUAUGCACCCGAGUUCGGUCAAUUACAUUGUGAAAAAUUUCCCCAGUCCUUACAUGGUUUACCAAGAAAAAGUGCGGACCAGUAAAGUUUUCUUUAGGGAUUGUACUAUGGUGCCGAUUAUUCCGUUGGUAUUGUUUUCGGGCGAUUUAGAUAUUAUGGUUCAAAAUGGUAAUACGUUUUUGACUAUGGAGGAUGGAUGGAUUUUGUUUCAAGUUGAAGAGCAUAAGAUUGCAGAAAUGAUUAAAAUGAUUAGAGUGGAGCUUUAUAAUCUUCUAGAAGAAAAAAUUAAAGAUCCCUUGUUGGAUUUAAUGCACAACGAUCACGGUGAACGAGUUAUAUCAACAAUUUUGAAACUAAUUACUUUGUGAUAAAUUUUGUUAUUUAUGUAUUUAUUUAAUAAACGUUAAUUUUUGUAG
Messenger RNA from Ceutorhynchus assimilis (cabbage seed weevil), 3852 nucleotides. The record is from the annotation of a GenBank genome assembly. Lineage: Eukaryota; Metazoa; Arthropoda; Insecta; Coleoptera; Curculionidae.